GAAAUAAGCUUUUUUCUUGAAAUGGUGAUAAUUAUCGAUACGGUAAGAAGUGAUAAUAAAAAGUGCAUAGUUUUUAAACCUUUUUCGAGUCAGUACAAGAAAAGACAUCGUGAGAGAAGAUCGUUUCUUUAAAAUAUACUAAUGAUUGAGGAGAAAAAAUUAAAAUGUCAUUGAAUAAUUUUAAUAUCGUACAUACAUCUAAAGAGAGUGAAUUUACGGAUAAUCGCAAUGCCGAAAAGUCUUCAUCUCGGAAUUCUUUGACUUUAAAAUUAUCAGAUAAGAUUGAUAAUACGGUAUUAUUGAAUUUUAAAACAACAAGUAAAAAUAAUGAAAAUGAACACUUGCAUCGAGUUACAAGUAGCAGUGAUAAUGAAGCACAAAAUGAAAUGAUAUUGAACGAUGAUUUAAACGAUCGUUUCGAAGAUCACUUAAGAAAAGAAACAAUAGAUGAAAAGCAAGAGACACAAUUGUUUUCACAGAAGAAUUAUACUUUGACAUUAAUCGAUGUAACGAUUUGCACGAUUACAAUCGGACCAUCUGUAAUCGGUUUUUGGAGAGGUGUAUGGGGGCUAAUGGAUUUUCAUCAAGAGAUGUUUCCGUUUUGGCUAUGUUUCACAUUUGGCAUACUGUUUCACAUGAUGUUUGCAGUGAUGAAAUAUCAGCUUCAUAAUUAUGUGAAUAACAAGAUAAAAAAGAAUAGUUUGUUAAAUCAAAUACUAUGUCAAAUAUUUAAGAUCAUUUAUACUUUCGUAUUUGGAAUAAUGUGCAUAAUACAUUGGAGAUAUAGCUGGAUCAUACUCGACGAAUAUUUGCAUAUACAUAAAUUAUGGAUAAACGCAAGUUUAACGACGACAUUUAUAAGCGUCCUGGCAGGGCUUCGCUGUAUACGAAAUCUAUUAGCACCGCCGUUUUACAUAAAUAUCGACGACUAUAAUCGUCUCUUUUUAUUUCCGACUUUAUUCAAGCGAGUGAGUAGAAAAAAUUAGUAUAUAUGUACCAAUUAAUGUUGAACCUAACAUAGAUAUUACGAAAUGCAUUGCGCGUUAAAUCGUUAAAUCAAAAUUAGAUCUAAUAUAACUAUAAAAAUUUGACGAAGUAUUAUGACAUAUACGAUGCAAUACAUUUAUAGAAUUAAAAUGAGUCAGUCGUUGGUACUCAGAUUAUUCUAUAAAAAAAUGUUGUAAUCUAAACGAUCUUUCCUCGUUUCCUCUUUUCCUUUUUUUUUUCUUUUUUUCUUCUUUCUUCUUUUUUUUCCCCCCUGUAUAGUCUUAAUCAGUCCUCGAUAUGAAUGGAGAUUCCUUUCUGAUACGAUGAUAUGAUACCAAUGUACAAUAUAGACAAUUGCGCGAUAAGACGGGAGAAGAUGUAUUUUUGAAAAAAAAGUACCGCGAUAAAUGAUGAUGAACGUGUAAUUCUUCUUGGAAAAAAGACUAUAUUGAUCGUCCAUUACUUUAUUUGCACUUUUGUAGAUUUAAUUGAUUAUAUAUAUUAAGUUUCGUCAUAACGAACGUUAUGAAGUGUAUUGUGAAGUAUAUUUCUAAAGAACAUGUGCGGAGUAUUUCCCCUGUACGGAUGUAUCCGUAUAUAGAUAUAAGAGCAAAUAUUUCGCAAUUGAUUGAAAUUAUAAAAAAGUUUAUCGAGAAAAAUUUUGCACACGUUCUGAAUCAGCUACGAUGUAUACGCGUAAACAUUUAUUUUUUUUCUUUUAUACUCAUAAUCUUUUCGCGUUAUGAAGACGAAGAUCAAUGUAUA
Messenger RNA from Vespula pensylvanica (western yellowjacket), 1752 nucleotides. RefSeq lists its product as uncharacterized. Gene Ontology annotation, biological process: neuromuscular synaptic transmission; neuron-neuron synaptic transmission; clustering of voltage-gated calcium channels. Lineage: Eukaryota; Metazoa; Arthropoda; Insecta; Hymenoptera; Vespidae. The record is from RefSeq and is a predicted model, not a curated record. The transcript has 3 exons. Gene Ontology annotation, cellular component: presynaptic membrane. Bases 165 to 986 code for a protein of 273 amino acids.